AUGAUUGCCGGAAACUGCCGAAUGUGCCUGGUUGAGGUUGAAAAGGCCCCCAAGCCCGUGGCCUCAUGUGCAUGGCCAGUGCAGCCCGGUAUGGUCGUCAAGACCAACUCGCCCAUUACUCACAAGGCCCGGGAGGGUGUUAUGGAAUUCCUGCUGGCCAACCACCCGCUCGACUGCCCCAUUUGCGACCAGGGGGGCGAGUGUGAUCUCCAGGACCAGUCCAUGCGAUACGGAGCCGACCGCGGCCGAUUCCACGAGAUUGGAGGCAAGCGUGCCGUCGAGGACAAGAAUAUUGGACCGCUGAUCAAGACGUCGAUGAACCGAUGCAUCCACUGCACUCGAUGUGUUCGAUUUGCCAACGAUAUCGCUGGUGCUCCUGAGCUCGGCUCUACCGGCCGCGGCAACGAUCUGCAGAUUGGUACCUACCUUGAGAAGAGCCUGGAUUCUGAGCUUUCGGGAAACGUCAUCGACCUAUGCCCUGUCGGCGCCCUGACCUCUAAACCCUACGCCUUCCGUGCCCGACCCUGGGAGCUGAAGCACACCGAGUCCAUUGAUGUUCUCGACGGCCUCGGCUCCAACAUCCGUGUCGACUCUCGAGGCUUGGAGGUUAUGCGUGUUAUCCCACGCCUCAACGAUGAUGUGAAUGAGGAAUGGAUCAAUGAUAAGACCCGAUUUGCAUGUGAUGGUCUCAAGACCCAGCGACUGACCAUGCCCUUGAUCCGUCGCGAGGGCAAGUUUGAGCCCGCUGACUGGGAGGAGGCCCUUACUGAAGUGGCCAGGGCCUGGGCGGCCAAGAAGCCCCAGGGCAACGAGUUUAAGAUUAUCUCUGGUGCUUUGACCGAGGUCGAAUCCUUGGUCGUCGCCAAGGACAUGGCCAAUAAGCUUGGAUCCGAUAACCUCGCUCUCGACACUCCCACCGGUAGCCAACCUAUCGCCCAUGGCGUCGAUGUUCGAUCCAACUAUCUGUUCAACUCACGUAUCUGGGGCAUUGAGGAGGCCGACUGCAUUCUCAUCGUUGGCAGCAACCCCCGCCACGAGGCCGCCGUCUUGAAUGCCCGCAUUCGCAAGCAGUGGCUGCGAUCCGACCUCGAGAUUGGUGUUGUUGGUGAGACGUGGGAUUCUACCUUUGAGUUUGAGCACCUUGGAACCGACCAUGCCUCCCUGAAAAAGGCUCUCGCCGGCCCCUUCGGCAAGAAGCUACAGGCUGCCAAGAGGCCCAUGAUUAUCGUUGGCUCUGGUGUUACCGACCAUGCUGAUGCCAAGGCCUUCUACGAGACUGUUGGUGCCUUUGUUGAGAAGAACGCUGCAAACUUUACCACUCCUGAAUGGGAUGGCUACAACGUCCUGCAGAGAGAAGCUUCAAGAGCCGGUGCUUUCGAAGUGGGCUUCACGACGCCUUCGGCCGAGGUUGCCCAGACCAAACCCAAGUUCGUUUGGUUGCUGGGUGCUGAUGAGUUCAACGAGGCCGACAUACCCCGGGAUGCCUUUGUAGUCUACCAGGGCCACCACGGCGACCGUGGCGCCCAGAUUGCCGACAUCAUCCUGCCCGGUGCUGCUUACACCGAAAAGGCCGGUACUUAUAUCAACACCGAGGGCCGCGUCCAGACCACCCGUGCUGCCACCUCUCUCCCGGGUGCUUCCCGCACUGACUGGAAGAUCCUCCGUGCUGCCAGUGAAUUCCUUGGUGUGUCUUUACCUUAUGACGACCUCGCCGCUGUUCGGGACCGUAUGAUUGAGAUUUCUCCGGCCCUGGCCGCGUACGACUUUGUUGAGCCCGUUGCUCUCCGACAGCUUAGCAAGGUUCAGUUGGUGGAUCAGAACAAGGGGUCAAAGGCUACUGGAGAGCCUUUGAAGAAGGUUAUUGACAAUUUUUAUUUCACAGACGUCAUCUCUAGAAGUUCACCAACCAUGGCACGCUGCUCCGCGUCCAAGGCUACGGGUGAUCCCAGAACGAACUUUAUGGCGCCUGGAAUGGAGGAAGAUAAGCCCAUGGGCCAGGUUGCUUAUGGAGUGUAA
Molecule: messenger RNA, 2016 nt
Organism: Metarhizium acridum CQMa 102
Lineage: Eukaryota; Fungi; Ascomycota; Sordariomycetes; Hypocreales; Clavicipitaceae
Product: ndufs1 NADH-ubiquinone oxidoreductase subunit
Biological process (GO): ATP synthesis coupled electron transport; cellular respiration
Cellular component (GO): membrane
Molecular function (GO): NADH dehydrogenase (ubiquinone) activity; iron-sulfur cluster binding
Source: RefSeq, a predicted model, not a curated record